UCCACGCCACACAUAUAAGCUACAGAUGGGAAGAAGGGAGAAAAAAUCAAAAUCCGAAUAGACCCGCCAGCCUUCCGCUGUCGAUCGAACUUCUUUACGAUCUACUUUGGAAUCAACUCAGAUACUGGAUCUUACUUCUCCGAGUCGAUUAGCCAGUCCGCCUCUUGCAGGAGUUGUUCAAUCAUAUUUUCUUGCUCCGAGAUGGGGAAGAAUCAGGCUUACAAAGCUAUGCAGAGGUCGAGGCUAUCGGAUGCGGCUGGGCCGGAGGAGUUCGAGGACGGAAGGGUUGAUGGUACAUUUCAUUCACCAGAGUGGCAUGCUGCUCGUUUGGCCAGCCUUAAUACAUCCCACACAAUAACAUGGGAAGAAUACAAGAAAAAACAGAAGGAAGAUGAACUCAAGAAGGGUGAAAUGGAGGCAGACAAGGAUAGAAUGAUGCGAGAUUACAGGGCACAGCUGGAUGCAGAUAGAGCUCGUAAGCUUGCUGCUGGGAGGAACCAUUCAGACAUCAAGUUGCAUAGAAAAAAAGCAAAGAAAGACAAGGAUUUGAAGAAACGGAAUAGCAAGAAAAGAAAGCAUAAGAAGAGGUCAUCCGAUUCAAGUUCUUGCAGUUCAUCUUCAGAAUCCUCCUCAAGCAGUGACGAUGACAAUAAAGAGUCGAAGAGGUCCAGGUCCAAGUCAAGAUCCAAGAGUACAAGGAAAGAGAAACGGCACCGAUCCAAGUCCUCCAAACACCAUUGCAGCGACAGUGAAGGAAGUGGUGGCGGUCCGGUACCUCUUUCCAGGUUUUUCGAUAAUAUGAAGAGCUAAGAAUUUCCUUCCUGUACUCACAAGUUCUGCUUCCAAAUUUACAUGUUGUUAGAGAUGUCAAAAAGGAGAAAGAUCAUGUAUAAUUAUUCUUAUUUAACAUUUAUGCCAUUAGAUCAUGACUAGAAGAAAAUCAUUUUAUUUGCAUUCAAUGAGAAAAAUAAAUGAUUUCGUCA
Messenger RNA from Dendrobium catenatum, 983 nucleotides. Its product is annotated as protein FAM133-like. The record is from RefSeq and is a predicted model, not a curated record. Lineage: Eukaryota; Viridiplantae; Streptophyta; Magnoliopsida; Asparagales; Orchidaceae. The coding region runs from base 202 to 810 and encodes 202 amino acids. The transcript is spliced from 5 exons.